Oncorhynchus keta (chum salmon) is the source of this 2178-nucleotide messenger RNA. RefSeq names its product homeobox protein Hox-A3a-like. NCBI's taxonomy places the organism in Eukaryota, Metazoa, Chordata, Actinopteri, Salmoniformes, Salmonidae. Gene Ontology annotation, molecular function: RNA polymerase II cis-regulatory region sequence-specific DNA binding; DNA-binding transcription factor activity, RNA polymerase II-specific. Gene Ontology annotation, biological process: regulation of transcription by RNA polymerase II. Bases 41 to 1309 code for a protein of 422 amino acids. The transcript is spliced from 2 exons. Gene Ontology annotation, cellular component: nucleus. The record is from RefSeq and is a predicted model, not a curated record.
ACCCUGUCAGUUUCUGAAAUAAAUAUUGGGAAACGGCGAGAUGCAGAAGGCAACCUACUACGACAGCUCCGCAAUUUACAGUGGCUACCCGUAUCAAAGCGCAAAUGGCUUCAGUUAUGAUGCCAAUCAGGUCCAAUAUCCCCGGGCCUCUCAUGUGGAAAGUGAGUACCAUCGACCAGCCUGCUCCUUGCAGUCCCCAGACGGCUUGGUCGCCCUGCAGAAGCCGGGGGAGAUGGCGGAGAACUGCGAUAGGGGUACGGCCAUCCAGGCAGCGCAGCCACCCGUCCUCACUGAAAGCAAUCAACCGCAGAUGUCGGUGUCUGUCCCACCACCCCCUCCCCAGUCACAGUCCCCCGGUUCUCUCAACCAGAACACGAACAACGGCUCCUGUCAACCCAACUCAAAGAGCUCGGUGCACAGCUCGCCGACCACCACCCGGAAGCACAUCUUCCCCUGGAUGAAAGAGUCCCGUCAGAACCAGAAGCCUAAAACCAGUAGCUCCAGCUCAGUUGAGAGUUGCCCUGGAGACAAGAGCCCCCCGGGCGGGUCAGCCGCGUCGAAGAGAGCCCGGACGGCUUAUACCAGCGCACAACUGGUGGAACUGGAAAAGGAGUUCCACUUCAACCGCUACCUCUGCAGACCCCGCAGGGUCGAGAUGGCCAACCUGCUCAACCUCACGGAGAGGCAGAUUAAGAUCUGGUUCCAGAACCGCAGGAUGAAGUACAAAAAGGAUCAGAAAGGGUGUGGCAUGAUGCCUUCUCCCGGGGGACAGUCCCCUCGGAGCCCCCUCGGCCCAUCACCCGGAGGCGGGGGUGGAGGAUACCUCAACUCUAUGCAUUCUCUGGUUAACAGUGUACCCUAUGAGUCCCAGUCGCCAACGUCUUACAAUAAGCCCGCUCAUAAUGCAUACGGUAUGCCUACGUCAUAUCCCCCUCCCUUGAACAGCUCCCUAAACAACUGCCCGCCCUCUCAGAAGAGGUAUCCCGGGACUGGCGGCUCGGCCACGCCCGAGUAUGACGCGCAUCCUCUCCAAGGAAAUGGCGGCUAUGGGACGCACUUGCAGCAGGUCAGCCCUGUGUAUGUAGGCGGAGGUUACAUCGAUUCGAUGCCCAACAACAGGGCCUCCGUUUUCGGCCUGACCCAUCUCUCGCACCCGCCGUCCACAAACAUGGACUACAAUGGAGCAAUCACUAUGAGCAAUAGUCACCAUCAAAGAGUGUGCGAUCCAAACCCGACAUACACAGACCUUAAUACGCCGCACUACUCUCAGGGAAGAAUUCAGGAAGCGCCCAAACUGACACAUCUGUAGCCGGGUUGCACCCUGGAUCACUCCGCCCCAUUGUCUUACCUGAUGAACCACCAUCGCUUUGUUUCUUUUGUUCUUUAGUAGCUUUUUCCACCUUCUCUUUGUUCUAGGUUAUGUUUGUUAUUUUUUUAAAUAUAGUUUAAUGUGUGACGUAGCAUAGGAAAGUAAUCACGCUUGCUUCAAAUGUUCACUCUAUUUGCUAUAGUGUUAUUGUUCUGCACAGACCUAUUAUCUGAGACAACACGCGCGGGGGCACAUACGCAUAGACCUAUUUAAUCUUUAACUUGUUUCUAAAACCAAAUCAAACAGGGUAUAUGAACAAAUCUUAUGGUAUUAUUUUAAUGUGAAUGUGUUAGUUUUUUGGUAUUUAUCCGCAGUUGAAGAUUUGUUUUGUGUUAUUGUUUUGCAUUUUGUUGCACUUGUGGAAGGAUCCUUAAAAAAGGGAGGCCUGGAAGCUCCAGCCUACGAUCUAACCAGCUUGUGUUCUGUUCGACUUUCAACAUGUUAUUUAUUUAUAUGACGUUAUAUGGAGUUCUUUAGUAUUAUUUGACCCCCCUGUGCUCUUUGUAUGUGGAGAGAAGGCUAUUGGAACCAGGCCUAGGCUCUAGUUCUCCCCCUUACCUGACAGCAGACAGACGACAGAGAGACAGACAGACACAACACUGAUAUGUUGGUGUUAUUUGUUUCUUCUUCGAGGAGGUAUUUUAUUUCUCUACGAAUGCAAAUCAACCAGUCACGCUUGGAAGGACGGACAGAUAUUAGACGUUUCUUUAUUGAACAAAUAUUCUAGAUAUCACCAAGUUUAUUUUUCAGUGUCAUACAUUCCAUGCUGCUCCAGUUCGAAUAAAUAAAGAAAUGAAUUUAAAUAUGAA